CUGUCCAAGUGUCAGUCACAAACACAAAGAGUCGUGACAAACAUCAAAAACAAACUAAUUUAGUUUGUGCGGCACAUUGAGUGUGCUGCUUUUUGUGUGAUUUUUCAUCUUAUUUGUAAUUAUUUCAAUAAUUCCGUCCAGUAUUUGGUGUUAAAAUCACAUAGUUUAGUAUUUAUUGCAAAGAGACAGUCGAAAAUUACUCGUUGUUCGCGUUGUAAUGAGACCAUUGAGGCGCAAACGAUCAAAACAGAAUGUGUCUGAUUCGUCGUCAUCGUCGUCGCCAAGUGGAUCUCAGUCGUUGGAUUUAAAUAAUGGGCCAAUACCGCCGAAGAGUCCACGAUUGGACGAAAUAGCACCACCGCCAGCGGUGAGCAAUACGCAUUUUUUGGACAUUAAUGACGAUUGCAUCGAUUCCAUUUGCAAUUUAUUGCCUCUGGACGAUUUGUGUUCGAUGGGCCGGACAUGUAAACGUCUUCAUUGUAUCGCUGGCGACUACUUCCAAAGGUAUUAUCCAAACAAUCACGUGCGCAUCCAGUCAUUUCGUCGACGGUCCGUGUUUUACAUGUAUCCUGACGAAAAAUAUGUCGAAGAUCUCAAGCCAUUCAUUCGAAAUGUUAGCAUACAUGAGUACAAAGGCAGCGCUUGUGUCAAAUACUUGAAAGAGAAUUUCAGUGUGAAUUUACGGGAAAUUGCAUUGCAUGGCAUUCAUUGCGAAUUGAAUGCAGCGCAUGGCGCACAAAUUAAGGAUCAACUUGAACGAUUGGAAAGUAUCAAAUUUGUUAACUGCUCCGUUGGCGAUAUCUAUGACUGUUUUUUGAAGCACUGCCAGAAAUUAAAGCAUCUCGGAAUUGAUGAGCCGAUUCAAUUUAACGGUCGCGUAAAUUGGGCACAACAACAUUUCCCAACACUUGAGAGCAUCGCUUACUAUGAUGAAGCCAAUACGAAUCGCGCCGAUUUUGCCGGAUUUUUGCGACGCAAUCCACAAAUUAAGCAAAUCGCUUGCAAGGGAACGAACAUCCAAGGAAUCGUCUUUCAACGCGCUAAAAAUUUAGACUUUUUGAUACUCUGCUACAAUUCCGAUAAGGAUUUUAAUCGUAUUUUCAAACUUUUGAAGGUUUACAGCGAAAACAGUGAAACCAGACACAUCAAAUUGGAAUUUAAGAAGCGGCUCGAAUUGGACCAUUUCCACAAGAUUGCUUCCAUUCAGCGCGUAGAUGCGUAUCGAGGUUACUUGGUUGAAAAUUUACAAUUCCCCGAAAUCGUCGCGUCGAUGAAGCAAUUGAGUGUGGUUCAGCUGCGGUCGUUCGGUAAUGUUUCACAAGUCUACGUUAAGCGAUUGGCCAGUAGUCUAUCGAAUUUGGAAGAGCUUCAUUUCACUGCCCAGGAUAUGGCACUGUCAUUCAAAAAUCUCAUCAUCCCAUUCUGUCAAAAUCCAAAACUCAAGAAAAUAGUCAUCUUCUCCAAACAAAUCAUUUAUCGAUGCACCAAAAGCGAUGUGGCCGACAUCAACAAAGUGCGUGAACCACUUGAUACCGAAUCCAAAUUAACGAUUUACAUGGAAAAAGAAGUAAUUGUCAGCAUGAAUUUUAAAAUUCCCGAUAAAUGCAAAGUCACACUCAAACCAUUGUCCGAACUCAAACGUGAAGUUCACUUAUUUGAUUUGUAGAUUCAUUGAUUCUUCUUUGGUUCAAUGACCUUUACUGAAUUCAAGACAUAUACGGAAUAAUUUGUUCAUCCAAAGACUGCAACAUUCUAGUAACGAUUUAAUAGGCGAUUUUUUUUUUUUCAAUUUUUGUAUCGAUUUUUAGUUCAGAAUUUUCACAAUAUUUUUUCAUGUCUUUUUUUCUACUUUUUUCGAUCGUUCACAAGUGUACACUCACCAUGAACGUUCACCCAAUUUAUUCUUUGCAAUUAUUCAUAUUUUGUACCAUGCAUUAUUUUAAGAAAUUUUUAGAGCUGCCCAUUUUCAAGAAAAUUUAAGUAAAACACUGCCAAUUUUUGAGUUUUGAGCUGCCCAUUUGGGAUUUAAAACUGCCCAAAUGGGCAAGUGCUGCCCAUCAAAAUAAUGUAUGUUUUGUACGAUUCUCAAUUAAUCAAAUUUCUAUUCCGGGCUGGACUACUUCAAUUCAAGAAAAGUGCUCAAAGUUAGGGUUUAAUCAUAAAAAAACAUACAUCACAUUGCAAAUUAUGAAUGAACAAAAUUCAUAAACAAAAUUGUAUUCAUUCACUUAAACCUUAUUUUCAAUGAUAUAAAUGAAAAAUUGCUUUAUAUCAAAACAAAAUUAGUCAAUUUUGAUUUUAUUUUUCGAAAAACUCUUUGAUAAAAACGUUUUUAUCAAAGCCUGAACAUUUAGACUAUUUGGCAUUUGAACCAAAAAACACUGCGCAUAUAAUUUAUUCAGACUAUAUGAAAAUGAUAUUGUAAAAACUGAGAAACGGUUUGAUGAAAAUACAAAAAUGUGCGAUUUUCAUAUUUAAUCGUUUGAAACAUUCAAUGGUAUUCAUAUUAAGAAUUAAAGUAAAUUAUUAUAUCCGUUUGCCUGCACAUUUAUUCGCUGUAUGCAUCCAUUCGAAGUAGGCUGUUCAUUUUCAAUGCAAAUUUUGCAUGUAAACAUUCAUAUGAACUGGAGCCUGAAUUUCCAAAUUAAUUAUUCACUCUGACGACAUUAUUUUCUGUAAUUCUUACAAUGGCUUAAAAUAUUCCCUUCAUUAUUAUGCUGAUACAUACAAUCAUUUCUGGACUUUAGCCCCAGUUUUUGUAAUCACAUUUAUAUCAGUCACUCCACAUGCUCGUCGUUUUGUCCAAUCUGAGAGUACUAAGUUUCCGUGAGUGAUACGCAAGAUGGCAGCACAUUAAAUGGCGUUUUUAUGCACAAAGUAGAUACUUGAGUGUAAAUUAUGUUAGUGGCGUAUCAAAAUGAAGGUUUAAAAACAAAUACAUUGUCAAUAUAGAGCGUGUGGUGUGACUGAUUAAUAUUCGGUUCCCUUUUUUGACAACAGCUAUAUUAAUCACAUUUCUAAUUUUAAUUGUAAGUUUCAGAAUAUGAUAUAUUUAUUCGCACAAAUAUAGAUAAAGUAAGAAAAAAGAACUCACAAAUUGCGAAAAAUAAAUAUGACUGAUUGAAUUGAAAUAAAGUAUAAUUUUCCAUACAUUUUACUACAAA
Molecule: messenger RNA, 3164 nt
Organism: Sitodiplosis mosellana (orange wheat blossom midge)
Lineage: Eukaryota; Metazoa; Arthropoda; Insecta; Diptera; Cecidomyiidae
Exons: 2
Coding region: 218-1666 (482 amino acids)
Molecular function (GO): protein binding
Source: RefSeq, a predicted model, not a curated record